Messenger RNA from Symbiodinium sp. CCMP2456, 441 nucleotides. The record is from the annotation of a GenBank genome assembly. NCBI's taxonomy places the organism in Eukaryota, Dinophyceae, Suessiales, Symbiodiniaceae.
GACCGGAAACACUUCGUGGUGUUGGAGCGCGACUUCAGAAUCGUCAAGGUGUGGAAGGACCGGAAACACUUCGUGGCGUUGGAGCGCGACUUCAGAAUCGUCAAGGCGUGGAAGGACUGGACAAACCUCGUGGCACUGGAGCGCGACUUCAGAAUCGUCAAGGUGUGGAAGGACUGGAAAAUCAUCGUGGCACUGGAGCACGACUUCCAGAAUCGUCAAGGUGUGGAAGGACACUCGCAAGAGAAUCGUGAAGAGGAAAUCAUGAGUGUGAGGGUCCGGCAGAACACCGGCGGCGAGGGGAACAGCACAAGGAUUGAUCAGGUGUGCUGGGACCUUUGGGCCGGGCGAGAGGCUUGUGUGGCCUUGGUUGCGUCCAGAAUGAAACAGAACAGGUUGACUGCAGGUUCGAUGAGUGGCAGAGAAGACGAUCACAGCAGGGGA